Messenger RNA from Diaporthe batatas, 3312 nucleotides. RefSeq lists its product as uncharacterized. Bases 1 to 3312 code for a protein of 1103 amino acids. Gene Ontology annotation, molecular function: medium-chain fatty acid-CoA ligase activity. Gene Ontology annotation, biological process: fatty acid metabolic process. The record is from RefSeq and is a predicted model, not a curated record. Lineage: Eukaryota; Fungi; Ascomycota; Sordariomycetes; Diaporthales; Diaporthaceae. The transcript has 7 exons.
AUGCCCUCGUCAGCAGCUCUCAGCGAGCAUUCAGUUCCUAAUACAAGCACGCCAUCUCCUCACCUCUACCAUGUGUUCGAAGAGGCGGUUUCCAAGCAUGGACCCCGGGAAGCCGUCGUGUCUCUACAUCAACCACCAGAUCUUUACGCCGAAGCUCUGAAAAUAGAACCUUUAAAGGGUCCCGGCCUUCGCUGGACGUACGACAAUGUUCACCGCGCUGCCACCCGCUUCGCCUGCUCGCUGGAAGCCCGAGGUGUGAAGAAAGGGGACAUCGUGACGACGUUUGUAAGCAACGGCAUCGAAUGGUGUGUUAUUAUCUGGGCAUGCUGGAGGAUCGGGGCCGUAUUUGCGCCUAUGGGUCUACGGAACGUUCAGAAUGCCGAGGAGACCAAGUACAUGUUGCAGGCCGCAGCCGUCAAGGUUUUGAUCGUGGCCAACACGGAGACGGCACUGAGAUUAGACGAUCUCGCCAGCCAGGCAGAUCUUGCUCUGAAACUCAAGAUCGUACUAGAUUCUUCUGGGGAGCUGGACGGUUGGGACGACUUCCCAUCGCUCAUCAAAUGCAGUGGAGAAUCUGACGAAUCUCUCUUGACUAAACCGGCUGCUCAACUGGUCGAUUCUGAUGCUGCCAUCAUUUUCUUCACUGUUGUCUACCCUGCGGGAGUAUUCACUCCUGCGGCUAUGCUCAACGCUUUAACAAAAGAAGGAUGCAAUGAGGCCGUUCUGGUUCCCACCAUGGUCUAUGCGCUCAUCAGUAUCAUGUCAGAGCAGAAAAUUCCCAGGCUGGAGAAUCUGGAGUGCGUGAGCAUGGGAGGCGCAUCUGUAAGCGAGAAAAAUCUCGAGGAUGCUUCCGUCCGGUUAGGCUCGAGUCUGGUUUGUGCGGGCUACGGGAUGUCAGAAGGACUCCCGAUGAGACCAGUGAAAUUCAAAACUGCGGCAGAGGGGAUAAUCCAGGGAAACCCGUGCUGUGGCGAAGUUACCUCGGGCUGCGCUGUCAAGAUCUGUAGUCCCGGCACGACAACGGCGGUUCCAAUCAAUACGCCAGGUGAGCUUCACAUGUCAGGUUCUCCUAUCAUUACGGGCUACCUUGGCGGUCGCAACAAGGAGGACUUCUACGACGAAGGUGGCAAGCGAUGGUUCAGGACAGGAGAUCAAGCGGUCAUGGACGAACAGCAACGAAUCGCCAUCGUCGGACGAUACAAAGACAUGAUAAUCCGCGGCGGUGAGAACAUUUCACCGAACGCGAUGGAACGAGUUCUUAGCGAGAUAGGCGGAAUCGAAGCCCAUGUUGUUGGUGCAGAGGAUGAGAUAGCGGGCGAGAACCUCACCGGCAAAGUGCUCAAGGACCAACUGGCUCUGAUAGUCAAGCAGCACAGGGCUUCCAUCACCAAGUCGCAUACAGAUGCCACAAGUAAACAAGAUAAAAAGUUUAAUCCGAGUUCUCAUAUCGUCACAGUCACUUGGGCGAGUCUACUUGGUAUCGAGCCCGAAGACCUGGACCCAGAGGCGCAGACUGCGACGUUUGCAGACAGUAUCAAUAUGAUGCGGUUCCGUCAGAAAAUCAGACAGGAGACUGGGAAGAUCAUUACCGUUGAACAAGUUCUUGGAUCCACAAUCGCGGAACAAAUCAAAAUUGUUGACAACCAGUCCACGCGAUCAAACGAGUUACCGGGCCGCCCUACUCCAGAAUAUCGUCCUGGUGGCCCGAGUGUCGUCGACAUGGUCCAUUGCUAUGGCGACGAGGAAAGGGCGGCUGCAACGCGUGAGGUAGUGGAGGCGGUCCUCAAACCUCACGGGCUCAGUUGGGACAAUGUCUCCGAGGUGUUUCCCGCGUGGGGACUCGGCCAGGCGAUAUUCACUCAGAAGAGGGAUCUUUCCUGGGAUUUUCGCUUCUUCAUUAACACCAAGGUAAAGGACGCAAAGGUAGUUCGUGCGGCCCUGGAGGCUGCGCUGGAGAAGAAUCCAAAUCAUUUGUCCUUUUUUGUCCGCGAGGACGGAUCGGUGACUAACAGAAAAUCACUGGGGUUGCAUAUUAACCUUAAGACGAGCAAGGAUUUAUUUGAUUCAAUCAUAUCCUACGCACCGAAGCCACUCAGAACAAUCGCAGAGCUACAAAAAUACUCGGAUGACCAAAGGUUGGACGUCGGGUUCGAUUCUCUGCUGACAAGGGCUGAGAUUGUGCAUGUAAUGGAGACGGAUUCUGUCCAUAUCGUUCUAAAUGUCAACCACGUCGCGCAUGAUGCCAUGUCCUUACAAGGCCUACUCUUUCCAGAUCUCGACCUCGCCAUCUCGGACCCCUUGUCUCUAAAGAGCCACACGCCCUAUAAGAUUUUCGCAGACACAUACCACUCCCUCAGCACAUCCCUCACAGCGCAGGAGGGCGUCAAAUUCCAUGUUGAGCACCUCAGGGACAUCACAUGCCACAAAAAGGCAGCCGCAUGGCCGCCCCAACGGGCACCGGGCUGGGUUCUCGGCCCCCGAAGAGGCUGGAUCACACCACCCGCAGACGCAACAGGAGCAGGGCAUGCCGCCUACUCAAACCCAGCCGGUUUACCCUUGGAGGAUGAGCCCUCGCGUCGCAGCGACGGCGGCAGCGCGCCUGUCGCCUGGCGGGGAGAGCUUCCCGGUCUUAACGCCUUCCGGGCCAGCGUCGGGGAGGGUCUCACGAACCCAUCGAUCGCAAAGGUAGCAUUGGCGCUCCUCAACGUCCGCCACACGGGCCACACGCAUGCGAUCUUCGGCAGUGUGGAGGCAGGGCGGGCUUCACUACCGUUCAUUCCCGCCAGCCUGAGCGGGCCUCUAGCAGCAGCCGAUGUCAACCCAGCAGACAUGCCGGGCCCCAUGUACCAGCGGUUGGCGAACCUCAUCCGCGUCGACCGGGCCGAGACGGUGGGUGACCUGCUGCGCCGGGUCCAGGAGCUCCAGAGCGGGCAGUCUAGGCACUGUCACGCGCCACUGGACGCGAUAUGCGAAGCUCUGGGGCCCGAGGGCGGCGAGAUGGUGCUGGAUACGUGCCGACGCCAGUUGCUAAACUGGGUGCCUGGACUGGGCGCCAUGGACCGCAACCCGUUUAAGAAUAUCGAGCUGCUGGACUCCAGAAGCCGAGCUGACCUCGGCGUCAUGUUUUUCGCCGGCACGGGUGGCAAGGCUGGGCAGGACCUUGUCCUCAAGGUGAUUUGGGACGACGCGAAUGUGACCCGUUCCGAGGCGGAGAAAUGGCUCAGCGAAUACAGGGCUUUGAUCCAAGCGGUAGUCAGUGGCGGUAAGGAUCGCUUAGUCGGAGAGGUAUUUGAUUCAGUAAAGGACGCAUGA